CGUCUGUACCCCCUCACGAAUUCUAUUUAAAACCGUCCCAUCCCCGGUUCUGCGCGCUAGUAACAUUCGGUGACAGACAAGAGGCAGCUAUUAUUAACGACACACCGCUCUCUCGUUAGUGUUCAUAUUUUACGUGUAGUGUAACAGAAAGUGCAGUUUUUUUAUUCACCAUGUCUAACCGCAACAUCCCUAUCAAAAUGGGUGACUUCAGUGUUAUCGACACGGAGUUUAGCAGCAUCAGGGAAAGGUUCGACGCCGAAAUGAGGAAAAUGGAAGAAGAAAUGAACAAAUUCAGAUCUGAACUUACCAGUAGGGAGGCGAACAACUUCUUCAGAAGCACAACCAGGUCGUACGAAUCUGAAACGGUGACUGGUGGAAAUAAGUCUUCAUCGACGUCCAGUUCAACGACACAGCAAAGCAGCACAGGAUCAGAUUUAGCCCACAGAGCACCAAGUGGUGAUGUCAGAACAUGGUACGACGAUCUCAACUCUCCCCUAAUCCAACAGGACGGUAACGAAAAGAGCCUAAAAUUAAGAUUCGACGUUAGUCAGUAUGCUCCAGAAGAAAUUGUAGUCAAAACUGUUGAUAAUAAACUCUUGGUUCACGCCAAGCACGAAGAGAAAACAGAAUCAAAAUCCGUAUACAGAGAAUACAAUAGGGAAUUCUUGCUGCCUAAAGGAACAAAUCCCGAACACAUCAAGAGCUCAUUAAGUAAAGAUGGCGUCCUCACUGUCGAAGCACCUCUCCCAGCUAUCACCUCAGGGGAAAAAUUAAUUCCAAUCCAACAUUAAGUAAUUUAAAAUUCCUUGUAAGCCUUCGAAGCGUUUAUGUCCGCUAGUAAAUACUCAUCGAUUAAUUAUUUAAAAUGUAACAACUCAUGUGACUAACAAAAUUUUUAUUUUAUUUCAUUUUUAAAACCUGGCAACGUUGUCUGGCUUGUUUAGGAUAAGUCACAAAUUUAGUGUUGGCUCUAAAGUACUUACUGUCUACACAGCACAAGUCACAAAUCGUUAAAUACACCAUAAACCUCAUGCAUCGUUGCCGGAUGGUUCAAAAGCUCAUACUAUUUGUGACUAUCUUCUUGAUGGCGGCCGUAAACUUGAAGGUUGAUUAACAUCCUUUCACAAAGCUUAAUUAUGCAAUGAAAAUAAUUUUUAACAACUUUAUUUGUGACAAAAAAAUUGAAGCUAAUGUAAAAUUGUUUGGUUAAAUUCUUGUGAAGGUCUAUGGUUCGAUGUUCAAUAACCAGCAAUUUCACCGUAGGCGUAGUGUAACAAAUUGUAUCAUGUGUAGGAUAUUUACGAAUAAAUUAUUUUUAAUCUCGUA
Molecule: messenger RNA, 1326 nt
Organism: Diabrotica virgifera virgifera (western corn rootworm)
Lineage: Eukaryota; Metazoa; Arthropoda; Insecta; Coleoptera; Chrysomelidae
Product: heat shock protein beta-1
Exons: 4
Coding region: 171-791 (206 amino acids)
Biological process (GO): protein refolding; response to heat
Molecular function (GO): protein folding chaperone
Source: RefSeq, a predicted model, not a curated record